Molecule: messenger RNA, 465 nt
Organism: Striga asiatica
Lineage: Eukaryota; Viridiplantae; Streptophyta; Magnoliopsida; Lamiales; Orobanchaceae
Source: the annotation of a GenBank genome assembly
AUGUUGGCCAUUGGUGGAGAUUUCCGGUGCAAUAUCGGUCACCUUGGUAGCGGGUUGCUUUGUCUCCAUAGGUGCUUUUGUGGUGUCCUUGUCCCGAGAUGGCUUGGUCUUCUCGUCUUGGGUAUUGGUCUUUUUCUCCUUGGGCUCUUCCGGAAGAAUAUGACAUUUUCUCGAGUUGUGUCCGAUUUCUUUGCAACUAUGGCAAAAGUGCGGUACAAACUCGGUUGCUUUGAAGCAUCCUCUUUAGAGUGGAUUUUAGUUGCGACAAGGUCCUUGCCUUUUGGAGGAGCUACCAGUUUGGCGAUGGUCAUCUGCAAGUCAUCUUCGGAAUCUUCCAUGUCAAGCCUUUUACCUAUAGAGGAUGAAGCUUCCUAUUCGCUUCCUAAAGAUGACUUUCUUCUUCUUGGACCUAGGCAUAUUGCUGGAGAUGAGCAGCUAGAAUUAACUGUAGCUUCGAACCUGUAG